AUGAAGACACGGCAAGUGGUUAGUGCAUGGAACCCUGCUCAGUACACAGAACAACUUUUAGGUCAGAGGUAAAACAGGCAAUACAAAAUAACAGCAGAGUCAAAGGCGAAUAUGAUAAAACAGUGCACAAUCUAUGUAGUAUUACUUCGUAUUAAAACUGCUCUUAUGAUAUACCGUAUUUACUCAAAUCUAAUGCACAACUUUUUUUGAAAAUAAAGUUUCGAAAUUUUGAAUGUGUAUUACAUUCAAUGGCGCAUUACAUUCGUGGCAAAAUUCUAUUAUUUCAGUCUAAUUGCAUUAAGGUAAAUUGCAUUCUGGCAAAUUUUAUAGCAUGACAGGAGGUUUCAUAUUUGCUUAAGUCUCUCUUUACUAGAACUCAACCUCAGCACAUUAACACUUUUCAUCCGUUUUGCGGCUGCCGGAAAGCAGUCCUUCGACUGCUUUCGGUUUCCGACCGCCGCUACCCCGGAGUAAGACUCCGGCGGUCCCACGUGUUGGAUUCUGCUCGCCGGCUCAGUCCGCCAAGCGAGAUCCUCUACUUCCACCCCCCACCCGACCUACACUUCCGCUCACGGUGUAACUGCUCCCGCGGCGUGGGUGUGGGGUUACCUUCCCAUGCAGUGCGGCGGCCCGAGCAUCCACUUCCCCGCGACCGCAUGGUCGGAUGGGGGCGGGGCCGGCCCGUUACCAUACUUACCACAUUAGUUCCGUCGAUGGCAGGCACAUGUGCUGUAGCUUUGACUGGGACUCAGCUAUGA
Molecule: messenger RNA, 758 nt
Organism: Pelobates cultripes (western spadefoot toad)
Lineage: Eukaryota; Metazoa; Chordata; Amphibia; Anura; Pelobatidae
Source: the annotation of a GenBank genome assembly